Messenger RNA from Brassica rapa (field mustard), 4285 nucleotides. RefSeq names its product receptor like protein 23. The record is from RefSeq and is a predicted model, not a curated record. NCBI's taxonomy places the organism in Eukaryota, Viridiplantae, Streptophyta, Magnoliopsida, Brassicales, Brassicaceae. Gene Ontology annotation, molecular function: protein binding.
UCAAGUUGUGUGUGGUUACAUAUCUUUAUUUAAACCACCAACACUCUCUCUCAUUUUUCUUAAACCAAAACAAUUCUCUUCUUCACUACUAAUUCAUAAAGACCAUGUCUGAAUCCCGUUUGCAUUUGCAUUUUCUCUCGCUACUUUUGCUCUGUUAUGUCUCCCCUUCAAGCUUCUUUAACUUAAACAUCGAUUACAGUAGCUAUGUUGCUUGCGGUCCCCAUCAGACUCAAGUUCUCACUGAGUUCAUGAACGAGUUUGAUAGCAGCCAGUGCAACCUCAGUGAUCCCUAUAACGGAGUGUGCGAUAACUCGACUGGUGCGGUCACAAUGCUACGACUCCAGGCGUGUCUCAGCGGAACUCUAAAGCCCAAUAGUAGCCUCUUCAGGUUACACCAUCUUCGUUACCUUGCACUCAUUCAAAACAACUUCAUCUCAGCUACAAUUCCUUCAGAAUUUGGGAAUCUCAGCAGGUUAGAGGCCUUAUCUCUUAGGAAUAAUAGCUUUGUAGGCCAAGUUCCUUCCUCAUUUAACAGCCUAAGCCUUCUUUCCGUUUUAGAACUUUCCCUAAACGAGCUCACUGGUAGUUUCCCACUUGUGAGGAAUCUAACAAAGCUCUCGGCUUUAAGCCUUGCUGCGAAUCAUUUCUAUGGAACUCUGAAUCCUAAGAGUACUAGCCUGUUUGAGUUGCGCCACCUCCGUUACCUUGAUCUAAGUCAAAACAACUUCACCUCAUCACUCCCUUCUGAAUUUGGAAAUCUCAACAGACUAGAGAUCUUGGCUCUUUCCUCCAAUGACUUUUUCGGGCAAGUUCCUCCCACAAUUAGUAACCUAACCUCGUUAGAGGAAUUGAACCUUCACCACAACCAACUCACUGGUAGUUUCUCACUUGUUCAAAACCUAACCAUGCUUUCAGUUAUAGCAAUCAAUCAUAAUCACUUCUCUGGAGCCAUUCCAUCUUCUCUCUUCACCAUGCCUUUCUUAUCAUAUCUCGAUAUGGGAGACAACGAUCUCACUGAUUCUGUUGAAGUUUACAACUCCUCAUCUACCCUGUCUAGGCUCGAGUACUUGUCCCUUGGGAAUAACCAUUUUGAAGGAAAAAUCAUAGAGCCUAUCUCAAAGCUCAUCAGCCUCAAGAUUCUUGACCUUUCUUUCCUUAACACAAGUUACCCGAUUGAUGUAAGCCUCUUCUCCUCGCUGAAAUAUUUGGUGGACCUUGAUCUUUCCGGUAAUAGUAUAUCUCCGGCCAGUUUAGGUUCAAAUUUAGACAUCCCAAUAAACCUGGAGAUUUUGUUGUUACGAGGUUGCGGCAUCAAAGAGUUCCCAAAUAUCUUAAAGAUCCUUGAGAAGUUGGAGAAUAUAGACUUGUCCGACAACAUAAUCAAAGGCGAGGUCCCGGAGUGGUUAUGGAAGCUUCCUCGUCUAAACACAGUGUUUCUUUCAAAUAAUUCUUUUAAUGGUUUGGAAGGUCCAGUGGAUGUUUUGGUAAAUUCAUCUGUGAAGAAUUUAUUUAUGGAGCGAAACUAUUUUAAAGGAGCAGUUCCUAUUCUACCACUCUCCAUCAACAACUUUGCUGCGACAAUCAAUAGAUUCACAGGGAGCAUACCUCUUUCAAUCUGCAAUUGUAGGUCGCUUACGCAUUUAUGGCUUCCUUACAACAACCUCACGGGUCCAAUCCCUCAAUGCUUGAGUAACUUGACGGUUUUGAAUCUCCGGAAGAACAACUUGGAAGGAAGUAUCCUUGAGGCAUUUUAUGUCGGUGCUUCUCUACAAACACUUGAUGUUGGACACAAUCGACUAACCGGGAAACUUCCAAGAUCUCUUCAGAAUUGUUCAUCUCUCGAGUUUCUAGCUGUUGACCACAACAUAAUCAAAGACAAGUUUCCUUUUUGGCUCAAGGCUUUACCAAAUUUGCAAGUCCUUAUCCUCAGUUCAAACAAAUUCUAUGGAUCUAUAUCUCCUCCUGGUCAAGGUCCUCUCGGGUUUCCAGAGCUGCGUAUAUUUGAGAUAGCUGAUAAUAAGUUUACUGGAAGCUUGCCACCGAGAUACUUUGUCAAAUGGAAAGCAUCGUCCCUUAUGAUGAAUGAAGAUGGUGGUCUAUAUAUGGUAUACACGAAAAGGACUUCCGGGAGACUGUCAUAUAUGGAUAUAGAAGCUAUAGAUUUGAAAUACAAAGGUCUAUCAAUGGAGCAAGGGAAGGUCCUUACCUCAUACGCCACUAUUGAUUUUUCUGGGAACAGAAUUGAAGGACAGAUUCCUGAAUCAAUUGGUCUCUUGAAAGCACUGAUUGCACUCAACUUAUCCAACAAUGCCUUCACAGGUCAUAUUCCUCUGUCUUUCUCCAAUCUGGGAAAGCUAGAGUCACUAGACCUAUCAAGAAACCAACUCUCCGGGACUAUUCCAAAUGGACUUGGGACCCUCUCCUUUCUGGCGUACAUAAAUGUGUCUCACAACCAACUCAAGGGUGAAAUACCACAAGGAACACAGAUUACCGGCCAACCUAAGUCUUCAUUUGCAGGGAAUGCAGGCCUUUGUGGUCUUCCUCUCCAGGAAACUUGCUUUGGGACUAUUGCGCCACCAACACAACAACCUCCGGAAGAAGAAGAAGGAGAAGAGGAAGAAGUGUUGAACUGGAAAUGUGUGGCAAUAGGGUAUGGACUUGGAGUGUUGCUUGGAUUGACAAUAACACACCUCAUUGCAACAUAUAAACCGGAGUGGCUCGUUAAGAUAAUUGGUCCGAACAAGCGCAGAAACCGUUAGGAUUGUUUUCAGUUUGAGUAUGAUCCUUCAAUAUAUGUCAAGUGGUUGAUGUGAUUCAUCUUUGUAUGGAAGCAUCUCUUUAUGUUUGUUGUAUCAUUAUCUAAUGCUUAAUUUGUUCUAUUUCGCUUCUUUUUAUGAAGUAAUAAUUGUGUAUGUUUUUUGUCAUCUCAUAUGAAUUUAUGUUUUUUUUUCUACUGAGUAAAGUGGCAGAAUCAAGGAAAAUGGUGAAAUGGGAUCAAUCGCAUUUCGGUAAGAAGAAGCCAAGAAACUGUUGAGACCUAAUAUAUAUGAUGAUGCAUCAGCCAAAAGUUAAGUUGAAAUGGAAUAUAAAGACAACUAAUAAAUUACUCAAAUAGCAAAAAUCUUAUAGUAACAAGAGUGGGAUGCAGUGAUUAUUGGCUAUGUCUUGGAUUCACGAUAGCACAAAUCACUUACUCAUACACACUAAGGGGGUUAUUGGAACAUGAAUUUCGAUGAAAUUUGAUGAUUUUAAUAGUUGAGACUUGAAAGGAUUUUACAAGUUAACUAGAUUUAACAAAUUUUAUAAAAUACUUUUACAUAGAUUUUCAUUACUUGUGUAUAGAAUUCUAUUGAUUGUUAUUAACUUUUAAAGUAAGAAACUAAUGGUGCUAGAAAAAAAGGAAAGAAAAUCAUUUCAAUUAAGGCAAUUCUUACACAAUUUAUUUAAAAUAUUUUGUCACAAAAAAGAUCUCAAGAAAUAAAUUGACCAAAAUUUUAAUUUCUACUUCUUACUUAAUAGGUAUAUAAAUAAUAAAAAAUAAAAAUAUUUUUAUAUAAUUUCGAAAUAUAUGUUUAAAUUUAAAUUUUUGUAAAAAUAUUUUGAAUUAUUAUUUUUUAAAUUUUUUUUAUAAAAAAUUCGAAAGUGCUUUUUAAAACUAUUUUUACAAUUUUUAUUUUAAAUUUUUAAUAUUUUUUUCUAUUAUUUUAAAUUGUGAAUUGUAAUAUAUUAAAGUUGUGAUUUGUAUAUUAUUUUAUUCUUCAAUUUCAGUUUUUGUAUGUGAGUUAUUACAUUGAUUUCAAAAAUCUUAUGGGUAUAGAUGAUAUUUUUAAAGUGGAGUAUUAUGAGUAAAAACAAAGAAAAAUUACAUCCCAAUAACAAUAGAUUUUAAUAGAAUCUUAAAAUCAAUGAAAACUAAAUUUUUCUAAUAACAAAGGAUUUUGAGUGGAAUUUAAAAAUCAUCACCCCAAUAACAAUAAAUUUUUUAAGAUUUUAAAAAUUCACAAAUCAAUAACAAUGUAAUCUCAAAAUUUAAUAAUUUCUCUACAAUUCUUUGCCCAAUAAUCCCCCUAAGAGCACCCCCAUUGAGGGUUCAUGGGGGGAGUUCACACAAAAACCAAGAAAAAAAAAUAAUAAAAUAAUUCAAUCCCAUGAACCCUCUCUCUCCUAAAGUUCUCUUGGUUGAACCCCUCUCUCCUAAAGUUCAUCACUGUAGUGCGGGCCCCACGUGUCGUGGCGGCCCGCGAUUGGUCUAACUUUUUUUUUUUUUUUUUUUUUUAAAAAAAAA